AUGGAGGGGAAAAUGAUGAUUGCGGCAACUGUUGCAUGGGUUGGUUACAUGGUGAUUAAUAAGUGCAUAUGGUCUCCAAUGAAGCGGGGUCCAAAUCCAAUAAAGAAGAAGGAAAAUGAUGAUCCACCUUCUCUUCAUUCAUCAUCAGUUUCUCCUCAGGAGUUGAAGAAUGAUCCAACAUCUCUUCCUUCAUCAUCAGCUGAAGUAUCAUCAUCACCUCCUCCUCCUCCUCCUGUGCUGGAGUAUGAUGUGUUUUUGAGUUUCAGGGGUCCUGACACUCGCACGGGUAUUGUUUCCCAUUUAUGUUCUGAAUUGCAACACAGUGGAAUUAAAACGUUCGUGGAUGAGGAAGGACUUGAACCAGGGAUCAAAAUUAGCUCAAAUCUUGGAAUGGCAAUCAAAGAAUCGAGGUCUGCAAUCGUUCUUCUGUCACCAAACUAUGCUUCUUCAAUCUGGUGUUUGAAUGAACUUGCGGAUAUUGUUCAUGGCUUAGAAACCAGGAAUACAAUAGUUAUUCCAGUUUUUUAUAAUGUGGAACCCCGGGAUGUCCGACAUCAGUUGGGGAGUUUUAAAGAAGCCUUCAUCAGACAUGAACAAAGGUAUGGAGAGAAGGUGGAGCGGUGGAAAGCUGCUUUAACAAAAGUGGCCGAACUCUCUGGCUUGGAAUUAAAAAAAUAUGGGUCUGAUAGGCAACUUGUCGAAGGCAUUGUGCAAUGUGUGUGCAAGAAACUACGAGAUCUGGAGAUUGUGUCUACUGGAGAUUUUGUAGAAUUUGAAGCAUCAAGGAAAGCCAUGGUUAAGGUAAUGAAGGCACUUAAAGAUGAUGGGCUCACUCCCAUUGGUCUCUAUGGAAUGGGAGGCAUUGGUAAGACAACACUGUCAAAACAUGUUGCUGCCGAAGCCAAAAGAAAAGGGCUUUUUCGUCAUGUGUUGAUGGCUGUUGUAACACACAUACCUGACUUGAGAAUCAUUCAAGGCACAUUGGCAGAUCAAUUGGGCGUCAAACUCGUGGAAGAGACGGACGCUGGUAGAGCUGCUAGAUUGAGUCGUGAGAUAUUGAGUAGAAAUAAGAUCCUUAUAAUUUUGGACGACAUAUGGAAGAGACUAGACUUGUCAGACAUAGGGAUUCCCAGCUACAAGGAGCUUCAAUAUUCUAGUUCCAAAGUCCUACUCACCACAAGGAUAUUGGAAGUUUGCGAUUCCAUGGGCAGCCACCCAAAAAUUGCUCUUAAUAUCUUAUCAGACAAAGAUUCUUUGGACUUGUUGGUGAAGGAAACAAGAAUGUCUUCAGAACAGUUGACUGUUUUCAAUGAUGUAGCAAUGACUGUAGCAAGAGAGUGUGCUGGUCUCCCAAUCGCGGUGGUAGCAAUUGCGAGAGCACUUAGAGAUAAAGAAAUGAGUGAAUGGAAAGAAGCAGCUGAACGACUUAGGUCUUCUCAACCUAGCAACCUUUAUGAUGUUGUGGUCAAUUGCAUAAAGCUAAGCUAUGAUCAAUUGACAUCUGAAGAUGCGAAGUUAUGCUUCUUGCUUUGCUGCCUAUUUCCAGAAGACUCUGAUAUCCAAAUUGAAGAGUUGAUGGCGUAUGGUAUCGGGAAAGGAUUGUUCGGUCGGUACGAUACAUUGCAAGAUGCCAGAACCACUUGUCGUUCUGCGGUCAGGUCCCUUAUAUCUUCUAGCUUGCUUUUGGCCACUAAACAUGAUGGACAGGUAAGGAUGCAUGAUGCCAUCAGAGAUGCUGCCAUACAAAUUUCUGCCCAAUCUGUUUUGGUGAAAGCGGGUCGGGGUCGUCAGUUAACGACGUGGCCAAAGAUUAAUGCAGACAACGGAUACUGUGCAAUCUCAUUAAUGAUGAACGAAAUUAGAGAGCUUCCCAACAAGUUGGUAUGUUCAAAACUCAAGAUAUUGUUAUUACAACAGAACCGGUAUGUCAAUUCGAUCCCAGAAUCUUUUCUUGAAUGCCUGAAUGAGUUAACGGUCCUGGAUCUGAGCAAAACUAGUAUAUCUUCACUUCCCACAUCAUUUUCUGUCCUAAAUAACCUCCACACUUUGUAUUUAGAUUCUUGUGAGAAACUGUCUGACGUAUCAGUAGUCGGAAAACUUAAAAAGCUUGAGAUUCUUAGUCUGAGAGAAUGUUGCCCUGAGGAUGUUCCUGAAGAAAUUGGACAUUUGACCAGUCUAAGGAUGUUGGACAUCAGUGAAUCACCGGUUGUUAAAAUUGCAUCUCAAGUGAUAUCAUGUUUAAGGGGAUUGGAGGAACUUUACAUGCAAUGUAAUUUUGAGGGUUGGAGGAAUGAAGUUGAGGAAGCAGGAAAAGAAACUAACCUUGGCUUUGAUGAGUUAACUGGCUUGAGAUAUUUACACAUUUUGAAGGUUGGAAUACCUGAUGCAACGGUCUUGCCUAAAUAUGUAGAAAUCCCUCCAAACUGGCUGUACUUUGAUAUAUGUAUAAGCAGGGACUCUGAUGUCAGAGAAUCCACUUGGAAGCCACACUCCUCUCAUGAUCAUUCAAGAACCUUGACUCUUAGCACAACAAUUCAUACCUUACCGGAGUGGUUUAUUGAUGUGGUGACAGAGAAAACAGAGAAACUACAGUACAGAAAAUGCAAGGACUUGGAUAAUAUUCUUGUGGAGUAUGACCAUGGGAGAUUAAAUGAGCUGAGGCAUCUCUCUAUAAUUGGCCCCCAUGAGAAGUUGAUAGUGGUGAUGAAUGCAGAUGCAAGGGAUGCAAGGGAUUCAAAUAAUGCUGCAUUCCCGAAAUUGGAAGAGUUACAUCUUUUCGAGGUUGAAAACAUCAACAACUUAUGUGUGGGUAAGUUACCACCUUUGUCUCUAUGCAAGCUCAAGUUAUUGGAUGUGAGAAAGUGUUAUAACCUUGUGGGUGCGCUUUUACAGUCACCUUUGUUGAAGAGACUGCAAUAUCUGGAAAAACUUAUUUGUGAACAUAUGUAUGGCUUGGAAUAUGUGUUUGGCUCUGGCAAAACCACUACCUGUGAAAGGUUGCAAGAGUUGAGAUUGUGCAGACUACCAGAACUCAAAAAGUUAUGGAGCGGUCAUGCUCCACAUGAAGUCUCUCUUAAUCUUAAAAUUUUGGCAGUUAGUGGGUGCAAGGACCUGAAAAAUCUCUUCACGUCCGAUAUGGCUUGUUGUCUUUCACAAUUGGAAGACCUUUGGGUACAUUCUUGCUUUAGCUUGGACCGAAUUGUUGAAGCAAGCGAGGACAUAGGGAAGAGGAAUGUUAUUUUUCCAAAAUUGAAGAACUUAGUCUUGGAAGAUCUUCCACGGCUCAGAAGGUUGUAUAGUAACAGCAGUGGAGGUCCGACUUCAUUGGAGAUAAAGUUUCCCUCCUUGGAAUACUUCUACAACUUAGAAUGCCCCCGGUUCUCCCCCUCUCCUCCUAAUUUGCACAGCAAGAAGCAAGUCCAAGUCAAUGAUAUACAACAUUAUAGCUCUCUAAAGAAGAGGUUGUGGGAGAACAUGGAACUUGAGUUUACAAUUUUUGAAGAUCGGCGGCGUUUGUGGAGGUAUGAUGUAUUUUUGAGCUUCAAGGGUACUGACACUCGCAAGAGUAUCGUAGUUGAACUAUAUAAUAAACUAAUUUCAAGAGGAAUUAAAACAUUCAUGGAUGAUCAAGAUCUUGAAGUAGGGGAUGCUAUUUCUCCCACUGUCCAAAAGGCAAUUGAAGGAUCAAGGUUUGCCAUUGUUGUACUCUCUCCAAACUAUGCCUCUUCUACUUGGUGUUUGGAGGAACUUGGAAGUAUUUGUGAAUCCAUGGAAGACAACAGAGUGCUGCCAGUUUUUUACUAUGUUGAUCCUCUUGAUGUACGACAUCAGAAGGGGAGUUUCGGAGAUGCUUUUACUAAAUAUGAAACUAGCCAACAUGGGGACAAGGUGGACACGUGGAGAGAUGUCUUGAAACGAGUAUCCAAUUUCUCUGGGUGGCAUACAAAGAAUCACAAGACAGAGAGAGAACUCGUGGACACAAUUGUGGAUUCUAUGUGCAAUAAAGUAGUACCUGAAGCAAUUGAGUCCACAGGAGAUUUCCAAGUAUUCGGAGCUACAAGACAAGCUAUGGAUGAGGUUAUGAAGGCCCUUAUAGAUGAUAUGGUCACUACCGUUGGUGUCUACGGUAUGGGGGGCGUUGGCAAGACAACGAUGGUAAAACAUGUCGCUGCACAAUCCUGCAAAAAAGGGAUUUUUCACCGUGCGAUUAUCGCUGUUCUAUCCCAAAUCCCCGACUUGAGAAAAAUUCAAGACACAUUGGGAGAUAUGUUGGGCUUUAAAUUUAAGGAGCAUACUCAAGAUGGAAGAGCUGCUAGAUUACACAAGGAGAUACAGAGAAGAGGAAAUAGCCUUAUAAUCUUGGACGACGUAUGGGAGAGAAUAACUUUGCCAAGCAUAGGUAUCCCCAGCCACAGGGACCUUCAAAAGUGCAACUCCAAAGUCCUAAUCACCACAAGGAGGUUGCAUGUCUGUUUUGCAAUGAAGUGCCAGGAAAAAAUUGCUCUCCAUACCUUAUCAGAAGACGAUUCAUGGUUCUUGUUUAUGAGAACGGCAAGGACGACUUUUGAAUCGACCACAAUCGAGAGUCUGGCAAGGAAGGUAGUAAGAGAAUGUGGUGGUCUACCAAUUGCAUUGAUAUCAGUUGCAAAGGCACUUAGAGAUAAAGACUUGAAAGUAUGGGAAGUAGCAGUUCGAAGACUAGAGAAGUCUAAAUUUGCCAACCUAGACCAUGAGGACAGUGCAUUCGAAAUGAUAAGAUCAAGCUAUGAUUACUUGAAAGAUGAAGAAUGCAAGUCAUUCUUCUUGCUCUGUUGUUUAUUCCCAGAAGACUAUGACAUCCCAAUAGAAGACUUGUUUAAGUAUGCAAUUGGGAUAGGAUUGUUUCGAGAUGCUGAAACAAUUGAAGAAGCCAGAGCAUCAGCAGAUUCAGUGGUCAGGUACCUGAAAGAUUCUAGCUUGCUUUUGGAUAGUGAAGAAGAUGGAUGUGUAAAGAUGCAUGAUGUCAUUCGGGAUACAGCCCUGCAAAUUGCACAAUCUGAAGGUGGGCGUAGGUUUCGUGUGAAAGCUGGCUGUGGUGUAAAGGGUUGGCUGACACACGGAUUAGAUGAAGGAUGCACUGUUAUUUCACUGAUGCGGAACGAAAUUCGCAAGCUACCAGAAGAGUUGCUUGAGAUUCUUAGUAUGAGAGACACCAAAUUAGAGGAGUUGCCGAGAGAAGUCGGAAAUUUGACCAAUCUGAGGAUGUUGGAUGUCACUGGUGGAAGAAUUGCUAGGAUUCCAUCCAAACUGAUAUCAAGGUUGCAGAGUUUGGAAGAACUGUACCUAGAAUGUGGAUUUUGGGAGUGGGGGAGUAAGGUUGAUGGAGAAGGGGAUGAAAUCAAUGCUGGCUUUGAUGAGCCUCUUAUCAAUAUGGUCAAAUAUCCUUGA
Messenger RNA from Fragaria vesca subsp. vesca, 5427 nucleotides. RefSeq lists its product as uncharacterized. Gene Ontology annotation, biological process: signal transduction. The transcript has 6 exons. The record is from RefSeq and is a predicted model, not a curated record. Gene Ontology annotation, molecular function: ATP hydrolysis activity; ADP binding; protein binding. The coding region runs from base 1 to 5427 and encodes 1808 amino acids. Lineage: Eukaryota; Viridiplantae; Streptophyta; Magnoliopsida; Rosales; Rosaceae.